CCCAGGACAGCCCCAGCCGGUGAUUGUUGCGUCGGCUCCUCUCUCAGCUGAACCGCCGCAGAAGGUCUCUCUGUAUAGCCGGUUAGCAUCAUGUCGAACGUUGUGGACACGAAGCUAUACGACAUCCUCGGAGUUUCACCGUCUGCCUCUGAAAAUGAACUAAAAAAGUCCUACCGCAAACUGGCCAAAGAGUACCAUCCUGACAAGAACCCUGACGCUGGAGACAAGUUUAAAGAGAUCAGUUUUGCAUAUGAGGUACUGACGAACCCAGAGAAGAAGGAGCUUUAUGACCGCUAUGGAGAACAGGGCCUACGGGAGGGAGGAGGCGGUGGGCCUGGCAUGGACGAUAUCUUCUCUCACAUUUUUGGCGGAGGACUAUUUGGGUUCAUGGGGGGACAGGGCAGAGGAGGACGCAAUGGAGGCCGGAGGAGAGGAGAUGAUAUGGUACAUCCUCUGAAAGUUUCUCUUGAAGACCUCUAUAAUGGCAAAACCACCAAACUGCAGCUCAGUAAGAAUGUGUUGUGUGCUGCCUGUAAUGGUCAGGGGGGUAAAGCAGGAGCAGUGCAGAAGUGCGUGGCAUGCAGAGGACGAGGUAUGAGAAUCAUGAUUAGACAGCUGGCCCCUGGGAUGGUCCAACAGAUGCAGUCCGUCUGCACAGACUGCAAUGGAGAAGGGGAGGUGAUAAAUGAGAAAGACCGCUGCAGAAAGUGCGAAGGUCAUAAGGUGUGUAAGGAGACUAAGCUUCUCGAGGUGCACGUGGACAAAGGCAUGAGACACGGACAGAAGAUCACAUUCUCUGGGGAAGCUGACCAAGCACCAGGAGUCGAACCAGGAGACAUAGUGCUGGUGCUGCAAGAGAAAGAACAUGAGGAAUUCCGCCGUGAUGGCAGUGACCUCCACAUGGUCCAACGCAUCGGUCUGGUUGAGGCUCUGUGUGGCUUCCAGAUGACUGUCGCACACCUUGAUGGACGUCAGUUGCUCGUCAAAUAUCCACCUGGCAAGGUCAUCGAGCCAGGUUCUAUUCGAAUGGUGAAGGGAGAGGGAAUGCCUCAGUACAGAAACCCAUUUGAGAAGGGAGACCUUUACAUCAAGUUUGACGUCCAGUUCCCCGAAAACAACUGGAUUAGCCCCGAAAAACUGAAUGAACUCGAGUGCUUACUGCCUGCUCGUGCUGAGAAUCCUGUUAUUGCAGCAGAUGCAGAGGAAGUUGACCUGACAGAAUUUGACAAGAGUCAAGGGUCAGGAAGUGGAGCCAGGAGAGAGGCCUACAAUGAUAGUUCUGAUGAGGAAGGGGGCCAUCAUGGCCCAGGGGUGCAGUGUGCACACCAAUAGAAAGACUCAUACAUAGAAACAUGCACAUUGCGCGUGCACACACACAUAAAUACAUGAACAUCUCUUGAGUUCCAUUGCUAACACCAUUCAAGACUUGACACACAUACAUACAUACAUACAUACAUACACACAUGUUGAUUUCUCUCCUUUCAUGAUUCACGUGAAAAAGAGAUGUACACAAAUACAUACACACUUAUAUCAACCCUCCUCAGUCCCAUGGUGCCCAUAAGUCAGAGAUAUGCUGGACGUGUGAUGACCUUUUUGUGUUUAUGGACAGUAGUGCUCAUCAAAGCCUCCGGCAAGAAGGUUCACUGAAUGAACUUGACUUGGACCGCCCUGUUUUCAUCCUCGGCUUUUACCUUUCACUGUGGGAAACACCAGUCUAGUGUAUAAAAUGCAAAUAUUGUUGACUUUCUUGUAUAUGGUGUAGUUUAGUCUAUCUCACACAAGCGCAUGCCGCUUUCUUGCUGACGAUCUCGCACACGUAGGUCCAGGGUCCGGAUAGGACACCACAGAGACAUCUGACACCACACCUGUUUAAAUUUCAACGUGUCACUGCUAUCAAGAGAGCUGACCUAAUUACAGCCCUAAAAGUGUGUCCUCCGCACAGCCUGCUGAGAGCCGCACGUUUUAUUCCUCGUCAUCCUCCGAGGUGAACAGUCAGAUUUUUGAAAAGGCAACCGUUUCUGUUAAGUCCCCAGCCAUCGCAUUGCUAAGAUAUUAAAGCCCCGAGUAAAAGACAAACGAAUUUUAACUCGUUUGUCUUUGUUGGUUUGAAUGUUGGUGUGUUCCAGACCACAGAAGUUGAACCUAAGUUGCGUACUCUUCAUUUGAAUGGAGGACACACUUGUGUACUUUGUAUGUACUGUGUGUGUGUAAUGCAGCGGCUGUGGAAUGUUCUGGCUUAUUAGAGUGAUAUUCCUGCUUUGUGUUGGACUGCAGUGUUAGUGGACCCUAAAUGGGGGCAAUUUAAGAGGGACAAAACAGAAUGUUUAUUUGCUGAGAAUCUUUCCCCAUGUAGACAUUCUCCCUCUACUCACCAGAACCAGGAGAUCUUCUUCUCUUGCAGGAAAACCACUGGGCCCGCAGCAAACCUCUGUAUUAUACAUAUCUGCCCAUCGUAGAGUUGUUAGCCAAACUUACAUUCUUUGACAUGUUACAAUAUUCCUAUCAUGAUAGAUCUGUAAAUAAAUAUAGCCCCAGUCCAUAGGUGCAUUCGAAGUCUACAGCGGUGUCCUUCAUCUAGUCACAUUAUUUCUUUUACAAGUGAGUAAUGGCCAACAGUGCCAAUAUAUACGUUAUGUUCACAUGAAGGAGAGUUGAUGGAACCUCUGUAAACUGUUAACAUGCACCUCUGCGACUUAUUGUGUAUGUAAUUAAGGCCACGGGGAUAUUGUGUACACAACUAAAGGGGGGUCAUUGAUAAAUGACGUUAAUGUUGAUGCUUACGUUUGUCAAGAUGAUAAUAACUAUAAUAAACAGUCAAUUCAA
Messenger RNA from Anarrhichthys ocellatus (wolf-eel), 2823 nucleotides. RefSeq names its product DnaJ heat shock protein family (Hsp40) member A2b (gene dnaja2b). Gene Ontology annotation, molecular function: Hsp70 protein binding; ATP binding. The transcript has 9 exons. The record is from RefSeq and is a predicted model, not a curated record. Gene Ontology annotation, biological process: response to heat; protein folding. NCBI's taxonomy places the organism in Eukaryota, Metazoa, Chordata, Actinopteri, Perciformes, Anarhichadidae. Bases 91 to 1332 code for a protein of 413 amino acids.